AUAUAUAUUCUUUAAACUGUGAAAAUUUUGUUGCUUUAGUCCUAAGAGAAUCAAUCGAAGUGGAGGGUUUGUUUAAGGUUAAGUUUAAAAAAAAAAUUAAAAUCAAGUGUAUUUAAAUAUAAAUAUCUUAUACUAAUAUAAUUUAUUAAUAAAUAUAAGUUAAGAUACUAAAUUAUUUCGAUAAAAAAAUAUAAUAAUAUAAUAAUAUAAUAUUAUAAAUAUUGAGAUUAAUAAGAUAUUGUUCUUGUAAAACAUGAUCCAAACAUAAUCUAAACGUUAAAAAGAAUACUGAAAUUCUUAAGUUUAUUUUAUAUAUUAUUGAUAUAAUUAUUUUGAGUAAAAAAAUUUUAUUUAUAAAAUGCAUGAAAAUUCAUAUUUUACAAUACAAAUGUAAUUUGAACAAACUGAAAAGUAAUAUUUAUUUUUCUUUGACAUUAUAUAUGUCACUUUCUGAUAAUGAUUUUAGAUAAUUUUAUGUAACUUUUAUAUAACUUCUAAUAAAUAUAUUAGGAGAGAAUUACAUAUUAAGAAGAAAGAUAUUCCUCUAAUUUAUUAUAAUGGAUGACGUAUAUAGACUUUAUAAUAAGACUGCAUCACCAAAGGUGGAUAUAAAAGAAUAUUUUGAUAAUUAUAAAAAACUAGUAGCUGAUUAUUUUAUAUCCAUGAAAAAAGAUAAAGAUAAUUUUAUGUCCAUGAUGGGAGUUGAACUUGCAGAAGAAGAAUUAUCUAUGUUAACAAAUUAUUGCAGUAUUGAUAAUUUAACAGUGGAAGGAGAAGCUCCAAAAUUAGCCAAUAUUAGAAAAAUGAGGAAAAAAGAUAUAUUUGAUGCUCAAGAACCAGAAGAUGUAGACUUACAAACAAUUCAAAAAUUAAGACAAAGAUUAAAACAACAAACUAAACGACUUCAAUAUAAAUACCAAAGUGAAUUAUUCAUUAAUCAUACCAAAAAGGAAGGAACAUAUGAAACAUGUGCUGUUCCUGGCCAAGAUAUUCUUAUUUUUGUUAGAAUCUAUCAUCCUUUUGCACAAAAAGCAAGAAAUGCACCAAGAAAAGAAUGUGGAUCAUUACGUCGAUUAAAUAAUGUUAUAGCUGUUUUAGGAUCUCAAACACUUGCUCAAUUAAGAGAUAAAAUAUCUUGCAUUGCUGAUUACAGUAUUUCUAAAGAAUGUAGUGAGAAUUUGGACAAUGCAGUAGGACCUAUGGCAAAAGAAUAUUACAAAUCAGGAUUCUUUUUUAUCGAAGACACUUUUUAUAAUGAUAUGAGAUGUUCAACAAAUAUUGAUUACAGUGCAGUAAUUAUUGAUUGGGCACAAAGAAGACCAAGAUUAGGACCUUUCAAAGUUGCUACAAUGGAAGAUUGUAGAAUAGAUUCAUUAUGUUUGAGAUUUGGUUUUCCAUGGCUGUAUAAGCAUCAAGGUGGUUGUGAACAUUUAAUUGUGUUUAGUGAUGCUAGAUUGAUUAACUGCAAUGAUGAAUUAGCAAUAUCUGCAUAUCCACAAAUAGUCAGAUUAAGACCUAUGUCUUCCAAAUUUUGCAUGAUAUGUGGCGUAUACAAUGCACAAUGGAUUACUAUGAAACAUGAAAGAAUACCACAUAAUCCUUGUUAUUUUUGUGAUAGUUGUUUUAAAUCUUACAAUUAUAUUGAUGGUAAAAAAGUAGGGAAUUUCGAAGCAUACGCAUAUCCACGGAAUAUUGAAGCCGUAAAAGGAAAAAUAGAUAUAUAAUAAUGUAUCAAAUUCUAUUUUUUAUAUUAAAAAAUAAGUUACUUUAUUGAAGAUUUCAGAGAGUAUAAUUUUCUCAAAUUUUCAUUUGCACUAUUUAAUUUUGGUUUAAUUUCUAAUGCUUUUUUGUACAUAUUUUCUGCUUCAUCAAAUUUAUUCCAUCUGUGAUACAAUACACCUAGAUUCGUAUAAAACAUUGCGUCUUUGGGAUUUCUUGAUAUUGCAUUUCUAAAAUAUAUUUCAGCCUCUACAAAAUUUCCUACUUUUCCUAAUAUAUUUGCAAUGUUAAAAUAAAUAGAUGCGUCAUUUGGUAAAUAUUGUAAAGCUUGAUUUGCUAUUUUAAGUGCAUCUUCGCGCAUACCUAUAAAAAAAAUAUUUAUUUAUAUAUAAAAUACAUAUAAAAUAUAUAAUAUUGCGAUAGAAACAAUUUUUUAAUGUACCUAAAUCAUCAAGAAGUAAUAUCAUAUUGGUCCAUGCUCUUCUAUGUGUAUUUCUUUGCUUAAUAGCAGAAUCCCAAGCUUUUAAUGCUUUAUCGUAAUCUUUUUGUUCUAAAUACUAUAAAUAUAUUCAUUUAGAAAUUA
Molecule: messenger RNA, 2302 nt
Organism: Apis cerana (Asiatic honeybee)
Lineage: Eukaryota; Metazoa; Arthropoda; Insecta; Hymenoptera; Apidae
Gene: Pbp49
Product: proximal sequence element A Pbp49
Biological process (GO): snRNA transcription by RNA polymerase III; snRNA transcription by RNA polymerase II
Cellular component (GO): snRNA-activating protein complex
Molecular function (GO): core promoter sequence-specific DNA binding; RNA polymerase II cis-regulatory region sequence-specific DNA binding; RNA polymerase III type 3 promoter sequence-specific DNA binding
Source: RefSeq, a predicted model, not a curated record